CCACAUAUAAAUGUUCUGGAUGGGGAAGGUGGGUAAUAACGUUUUCCUCCCCUGCUGGCCUUUGUCUCCAAUUAGCCACCACUCAAAGACACAUCUUUCGCUGCAGUGCUGAUCAGAGGAUAUGGGAAGGGAUACGUGACUGAUUUUUAGCAUCUCAGCCCACCCAAGGGUGGAUGAGCUCUCUCUCCACUCCCUGUCAGAGGAAUCCCUGGCAUGUGAGAAUGGAGUGGGUCCUAGGGAAGAGGUUUUGAAGAGGACACAGCUUCUUUGCUUCCCUCCUUUUAGGAGGGGGAUAGGAAGUGGGUUCAUGUUCCCACUCCCUAACAAAGGCAACUGAGCAGUACAAAUUGCCUCCUGGGAAAUGUCGGCAGCAAAACAGCAGAGGGUACUGCAGGGCCAGCUUGUUUUGGCAGAGCUGCAGGGGAGGGCUGUGCACACCAGCCCGGCUCUCCCAGACGCAGACUGCAAUAGCAGGGAGACAACGCAGCCGUGCACGGGCUGAGUUUUGCUGGUGGGUGAAGAGCUGCAGAGCUGUGUGCUGAGCCUGACAGAUAGUGAUGUAUGCAAAUGUCAAGUGAGGAAAACAUGCUUUACUUCCUAAAACUGUGCAUCCUGCUAUGUUGACAUGGCACACCGGAUCCCAGAAAGCGAAGCAGUUUGUUAAAUGCCAGGAGUUAGAACCUCUGUCUGGGAUUUCCUGUGGCAUGCGGAGCAUCACAGCCAUCUGGGAAGAAGAUGGAGACCUGCCGUGUUUGCUUCCUUCUGCACUCGUCCUCUGUGCUGCUCCAGCCCAGAGGAUGCUGGUUGCUGUGCAUUUGUGUCCCCCAUAGGAACUGGAGUGAAGCCAGCACUACCUGGCAGCCACUGGGAUUGCCUUAAUAGAACAGGCCAGCUCUUCUUGCCUGAGCCUCAGCAACCUGAUGUCUUGAGGUAAUGCCUCGGAGGAAGCGCAGGACACCUCAAUUGGAGAGAGCUGCACUAAUGUACCAGCAAGGGAUGUCUUCUCCUACUAGCCUCUGCUCGCUUAGUCUUUUCAGCUUCUUCCCCACACCUUGGGACAGCAAAACUGGUGACGUGCAAGGAAGAGGUGCUGGAUACUCCUUGACUCUGAGUGAUCUCACUGCUCCAGAAAGACAUUAACUGAGCCUUGAAAAUAAAAAUACCCUGGGCACAAUUAGAUGCUCUUGGGGGGUGUCUGCAGCCUCAGUUCACCCUCAUGAAGAAUGGCUGACAGUGAGCACAAGAUUGUCCUUUACAGCUUUGAACAAGGGAACUCAAGGCCCUCCAUGGUAGGGUCACCACACAGAUGGCUGCCCAGGAGUCGGGCUGUGGCAGGAUGAAGAUGAGACGCCAUAAGCUCUUUCUGACUCUCUGCAUGGCUGGUCUCUGCCUCAUCUCCUUCUUGCACUUCCUGAAGGCCCUUUCCUAUGUCACCUUCCCCCGGGACCUGGCUUCACUUAGUCCCAACCUUGUCUCCAGCUUCUUCUGGAACAAUGCCCCUGUCACGCCACAGGUUAGCCCUGAGCCAGGGGGCGCAGAGCUCCUCCGCACACCCCUGUACUCCCACUCGCCCUUGCUCCAGCCCCUGCCUCCCAGCAGAGCCAGCGAAGAGCUGCACAAAGCCAACUUUGUGCUGCCGGAAGACACGACAGAAUAUUUUGUCCGCACCAAAGCCGGCGGCGUCUGCUUUAAACCAGGCACCAAGGUGUUGGAGAAGCCACCCACGGGAGGGCGGCCAGAGGAGCGAGCGGAUGGCGCGGCCUCGGGGCGGCCCGCUCGCAAGCCGCUAAGCUCCCAGACCAAGCGGCGCAAGUGGGUGGAGUGUAUGUGCUUGCCGGGCUGGCACGGCCCCAGCUGUGGCGUUCCCACCGUGGUCCAGUACUCCAACCUGCCCACCAAGGACCGCCUGGUGCCACGGGAGACCCCCCGGCGGGUCAUCAACGCUAUCAACAUCAACCAUGAGUUUGACCUACUGGAUGUCCGCUUCCACGAGCUGGGAGACGUGGUGGACGUCUUUGUGGUGUGCGAGUCGAACUUCACGGCCUACGGAGAGCCGCGGCCCCUCAAGUUCCGCGAGAUGCUCCUCAAUGGCUCCUACGACUACAUCCGCCACAAGGUGCUCUACGUCUUCCUGGACCACUUCCCUGCCGGCGGUCGCCAGGACGGCUGGAUCGCUGAUGAUUACCUGCGCACCUUUCUCACCCGGGACGGCGUCUCUCGCCUCCGCAACCUGCGCCCGGACGAUGUCUUCAUCAUCGAUGAUGCCGAUGAGAUCCCGGCCCGUGACGGUGUCCUCUUCCUCAAGCUCUAUGAUGGCUGGACGGAGCCCUUUGCCUUUCACAUGCGCAAGUCGCUCUACGGCUUCUUCUGGAAGCAACCAGGCACCUUGGAGGUGGUCUCAGGCUGCACUAUGGGGAUGCUGCAGGCUGUCUACGCUACUGACGGCAUCCGUCUGCGGCGCCGCGAAUACUACACCAUGCCUGGCUUUCGGCAGUAUGAGAACAGUACAGGACACAUCCUGGUGCAGUGGUCGCUGGGCAGCCCCCUCCACUUUGCUGGCUGGCACUGCUCCUGGUGUUUCACCCCAGAGGGGAUCUACUUCAAACUGGUGUCAGCCCAGAAUGGGGACUUCCCCCGCUGGGGUGACUAUGAGGAUAAACGAGACCUCAAUUAUAUCCGGGAGCUGAUCCGAACUGGUGGGUGGUUUGAUGGUACUACGCAGGAGUAUCCCCCUGCUGACCCCAAGGAGCAUAUGUAUGCUCCCAAGUAUCUGCUCAAGAACUACCAGCGAUUCCACUACUUGUUGGAGAACCCAUACCGAAAAGCGGAGGGGGCUGGGUGAGACUACUGGGACUCGUGGGAGAUUAGAACUUUUACAACAAAGGGAAAGAGUCGGGUGUUUUUGUCUGUUUCUUUUUUUUGAUUCCAGGUGGGGUGUGCUGUUUCUCCAUGGUCUGCUCUCCCUUCCUCCCUUCUCCCUGGGUAAUGCCUGGGGACACAAAUUCCUCGGUCAGCUGAAGGGAGGCCUGGGCAGGAGGAGGGAGAGGUGCAGGACCUACCCUGACAGUAGCAUAAAGACUUCCCUGCAUCUCCUGGACCCUUCCUGCUGGCUGGGGGGAAUCUCUGCAUCCAGCUGGUGGGUUUUCCUCCAGGGGGGGCUGGGAAGGUCUGCUGGGGAGAGAGGGCAGCUGUUCCCAUCCAUCCUUGUUUGUUGUGGAUCGGAGCAAGCACAGAUGUGAGUCUGGGCUGUUCAGUGAGUGUGUGAGUCAGCAGGCACAAACUGAUGUGAGUGGUCAUGUGUGUAGAUGCGUGUCACAGGCAUUUUUUUGGAUGAGUGAAUGUGCAAAAGCAUCUCAAUAUGCAUUUAUUUUUUUAUAUACCUCUAUAUUCAGAGUACUUGGGGGAAAGUAAAACCUUUGCUUCCAAGGUAUUCUCCCCAGUACACAGCCUCCUCCCACAAACUUAAUGCGUCUGUCCUGGGCUGUGUCUUGGCCUGAUGCUUUACCAGUCCUGGAGCAAGCAGAUGGGAAGCAGAGGAGAAAGCUGAACCUUUUUUUUUUUUUUUUUAAACUCCUUUUUCACCCCUGCCCACUCAACACUGCACUGGCUUGGCCCACAGGAGCUGAAGCAUCUUCCCUGCUGUAUGUGCUUCUUUCAGGGCUGGGAUAAGCUGCAGGGGAUUAAAUCAGAUGGUGGGAGUGUAUGUUUACAAGUGCAUGGUUUCCUAUGUGCAUGAGUGCUAACAUGCAUGGUUUUGGUAUGCACGUGGGUGUUUGUUACCAGUUUUGGGAGGGAAGGGGGCAUAGGUUGGGCUUGGGUGUGUAUGUUUUCAGGAAAUGGUGAGAUCCAUAAGCUGUGAUCUGUCUUGGCAUGGAUGACAUUUUGGGGAAUACAUAGGAGAGGUUCAGGGAGAGCAUCGUCUCCGCAUAGCAGAGUGUGACACGCAGAAUUGUUGUGUGCCUCUUUAGCUGCCUCUGUAGCCUGUUGCAGGGCUGCUGUUUACACACGCUGGCUAUCUCUUCUUGCCACAGGGGAAAGGAGAGGAGAAGGGCAAAGCUGAGUCAACAAUGGGUGUUGUGGGGAAACACAAAGCAUGUCAAAGCAUGGGACCCAUCUGCCUGCUCUUAAGUUGUGAGGGAACUCAUGGAGAAAGGGGCCAUGGGAAAACUCCCCCUGGGGCCAAAAAACUGUUCUGGGAUGAUCACGUAAUCCAGAGAGCAUGUGCAGCCCUCACUUCCAGGCUGGGCCAUUCAAAUGAGAGGGGAUGUAGGAUGAUGUUACUUGCAGCUGGUGGGCCCGUGUCCACACAGAGCUUGCCACUGAAGGGUCUGGCCUGUCGCUGUAUUGGAUUGAUUCAGCUCAUUGAGGAGGCAGAUUGGCGUUUCCACCCUUACCACCCUUCCUUAGCAGAUGGCUUGACAUGGUGCCCAGAGCCUGGUCUGCGGUGGGAAGAGGGUGAAAAACAUGAACGUGCUCUGUUAGCCUUACAGUGGAAAUAUUGGCUCAUCUUCCAAGCAAAGAAGUGAGGAUUGUGUGGAGGAGGAGAAUGUCAUCAUAAGGAUGAAUGACCCUGACAUCAGGACAGCUGUGCUGAAGCAGGAGAGUUUCCAUUGCCAUUAAUUCACUCCAUCAGGGCUGUAUUUUCUUGUUGUCCAGUCUGUUCCAUCCCGUGUGCUUAAAUCCCAUCUUUGCAUCUCUCUCCCUUCUAUUCCCUUCUCUAGAGAAGGGAAAAACAUGUGCAAAAAUAUCUUGAUUCCCUAAGAAGACUGAGACUGGAACAGCAAGAUGAUGAGCAUCUUUUUCUGAUCAAACUGAGGCAGAGUUCGUCUUAGUUUCUUCCCCAUCUCAUGUGCCAUAAUGCCUCUAGAAGAACUGAGGGACCCUCUUUUCAUUUGCUGGGUUUUUAAUAUAACUGCUCUCACUUCUGGCGAGUGUCUAAUCUUCUGCACCUCCCAAUCUUCUACAGUAGGAGCAGCCUCUCCCUUAGUACCAGCCCUUCCUGUGUACACGGACUCCUUGGGGACUUUUUAGUGCAUUGCAAGUCACAUUUUCAUCGCUGGGGUAAGGCCUUUUGUCUGUUAGGAGCAUCAGACAAGCCCACAGCUGCAAUAUCUGGAUCUCCUGUUCCCAAGGUACUGCCUGUUCCCCUCCUUCCCCUCUCCUCCACUAUUUGCUCCAUCAUUCCCCUUCUGAGGGAAGAGAAGGUCCUGCUGGAGCGGGGUGAGAGCAGCGCUGAAGCUCUUCUGCAUGACUCUGGCCCUGUGCACCCCCUGGACUUCUUCACUUCCUUAUUCUUAGGAAAUUAAAUUUAAAACAGGCUUCUGUUGUGGAGGGAGGAAGGGACUUUACAGCUGAGAUGCAUUCUUUUUUUUUUUCUCUUUCUCAAGAAUUGUUUAAACAUUUUUUGAUUUAAGGCCAACCCAGUUAAUGUUCCUGUUGUUUCUGCAAUCUCUGUUUAUUAUCCUUAGGGAGUUAAAGUGCUUGGGAUUAAAAAUCCUCCGUCGCAUCCCUUGAGGGAUGGGGACUAGCGAGCUGACUUUUGCACAGCGAUUUCCCAAGGUGGUGGCUUGCCCUCUGCGCAACUUUGCCCGGAGCAUUGCAUGGGCUCUGCUGGUGUGCAGGGCAGCCAACGAGCCUGAACCAGGCACUGAAGUUUGAGAAGGGAAGGACUGAAAAAUCCCGGCCUUCCUCGGAGCUGGUUGUUAUAGCCAGCUGCCAGAAAGGGAUGGGCAGAAGAAACGAGGUGGUUUUGUGCCUGUGUGGUUGGUAGGAAGGACAGACACGCUCGAGUCCGGUCUUGCUGUUGCUUUCUCUGAUCCUUGUGUCCUGCUGAGGUGUUUGCUGUUGCGCGGCCUGUUCUUCGUGCCUCUGUGGCGGAUAAACGAAGGGGACCUCGUGGCCUCCGGGUAAUGCACGAGUCAGGCUGGGGGAAGUGUUAGUGCAGAACGGGUAUUGGUUCCCCCAGUGACUCUUUCUGGUGUCCUUGUGGGAUGGCGGUGUCUUCUCCCCUCCCAAAUGCCCCCCCUGGGCUCUGUCCCUGUCCCACUGCUCCUGCCAGCAACCUCCGUGGCUGCUACGCCUCUGCACUGUGAAGCCCCGUGUCUGGAGUCACUCCUGGUCCUGUUAGUGAACACUGGUGGUGAAGAGGGGAGGGAUAGCUUGUCCUGGCUGACCUCAAGCCUUGGUGAAAAAAAAAGGAGGGAAGUGAGGGGUAGAAUGGAUCCUGAAUCCCUCCGUUGUUGUGUUUACCCCACCCACCAAAAAAAAAAAAAUUACAUUUAUAUAUACAUCCCUUCUGAUUUCUGAGGCAUUGGACAAACUUGCUCUUUUUACAGAAAGAGAGGGGGAGCUGGAGGUAAGGGGGGUUCAGGAGGGGCUCGAAUCCAGCAUCAAGAAAGGAGAGCUGUUUCUGAUGCAAUACACUGACAUUUAAGGCUUUGGGGACUACAGAUAAUGGUUUAAAAAGGGAACUGAAAUACUCUGAAACUGAGAAUUCAAACCACUGUUGUUUUUUUUCCUUCCUGUGAGGAGGAUGAUGCACUAUCAUCCUGGAGGUGGCCCAGCAGCACUCCCGAGGCUGGGGUCCACCUGGACCUACUGGUGGUGUUGCCACUGGGGUGGCCCCAGAACGCCCUGUUUUGGCAAAAGAACGCGUGGACUUGCCAAAAAAAAAAAAAAAAAAAAGUUAAGAGGAAAAAAAGAGCAUCUGCAAAGCUCCUUUCCACUCUGUAAUUUAUAAACAGCAAGUAAUAAUGAACUUUUUGUAAGGAUAAAUCAAAUGUACAUUCUGAAAUCAUUUUCUCUGUAAAUGGUUGGAUUUCAUUUCACCCUUAAAGGGAUGCUUAAAAGGAGGACAAAAUAAAAAUAAAAAUUAAAAAAAAAAAAGCAAAGUAUGAAAGGAAACCAAGGCAUGUAUGUGUGGCAGCUUUUAUUUCUGAUUGCAUGGCAGAGGAGGGGGGACACUGGAAAAUGGAGUGAGGGAGGUUGCUCCUCCUGCUCAACUUGUGUGCCCAAAUCAGACCUAUUCUUCUGCACGUCAGGUGAGUAUGAGCACCCACAGGGAUGCGAGUUGGGGAGCAGAGCAUCUGCCCAGUGCCUUUCCGGAGAGCUGGUGGCUGUGGGAGCCAGCAUCGCUCACAAAUGGUCCCUCACCACCAUCUCCUCCCCAUUGCAUCUUCCAAAUUAAGCUGUGGAAAUCUUGGCGCCCCAACCGAAACCUCCCCCCUGCAGAAAUGUUUCUCUGGUGGCUGACUUUCUGCACGGUGUGCGUGACCUCCUUGUUUUAGCUUAUUUUUAAACCCACCUAAUGUAAUUUUGGCUGUUCCCAUUAUUCUGUAUCAAAGCCCAGUCCUGCCCUGAAUCCUCCUGAGCACCUGGCCUCAGCAGUAUCUUUGGCGAGGGCCAUUCACAAGCUCACGUGCAGUCUACAGCUACUUCAUUUUUGUGUGUUUUUAAGUGUCUUGUGCUUCAGAUUCAUUCCUGGUCCCAUUUAGAAGUAGCACCAAUAAACAUUAUAGGUUAGUUUCCUUAUAAUCCUUAGACUGAGCCCAUUCCCUCAUCUUUUUCUCUUCCAUGGCAGUCUGAUGCCUUCAAUGUCCCCCUUCUGGGAGACUUUCCAUCAAAGUAGAGUUUUGCUGUCCGCAAGCAAUGCCUUUCUUCUGCUGCUUCUGCCCCCCUUUCUGCAGCAAAGAGCCUGAAACGAACGUGCUACUCAAAAUUCACAAUUAAAAUUUCCUAUGAAGAAUUUAUAGCGUUCUUACUUGAUUGCCUUAUUUGUGCACUCUAAUAGGGCACAAUCUAAAAAUAGACGAUCCCUGAAAUGUCUGUGAACUUGCAGUUUUUCAAAAGGGGAAGAUAAGUCUGCAAUCCUGGGCCGGUGGCGAUGCAGCAAGACAGUUUAAGAAAUGAGGGUUGACUUGGUCAAAGGUUCUCACUUGUAUUCUUCUUGCCUUCAGUACCAAAUCUCUUACUGACAUUUAUAUUAUUUUAAGAAGCGAUGUAAAUGACAUUUCUUUGGUUUCCUACAAGGUUUUAAAAGAAGGCAUUGACAGAAAUCAAGACCUUUCUCCCCAGAAAGCACCGGUUUCUGCCGCGUGAGCUGGAAGAGCCUCCGUGAGCGAGGCAUUAACUCUUCCAUGAGCCGGUCUGCGGUGGGGACCCUUGUUUUGCAGGAGCAGGGCUGACGAUCGGCUGGGCACGGGGGCACGUGGCUCCCCCACAAGCCUUGUACACCCUCCUACAGAGUCAUCCCCCUGCAUCCCUCUGGACACGUGGAAAUGGGGUUGGAUACACGCCGCGUACACCCUGGUUAUGGAUACGCAGCCUGAAGUGCUGUAUCGAACCAGGAAUGUGCAGCGCACGUGAUGCUGAGCAAGCCCUGCGUGUUUUGCAGGAUUUCAGUGUCCUGACAGAUGUUGUACGGGGAGAGAGAUGCACCGUGGAGGGGCUCUGAUGUAGCCUGCCUGGAAAUGAACUGCUCCCCAAAUUCUCGCCACGUGUCAGGGAUGCCCAGCGCCUACGGCGGGCGCCGUGCAGAGCUGCUCGGUGGGGAGGCGUGCUGCGGCAGCCCCUCCGUCUGGCUGGCUCCCGAUCGAUGCCUGCAGCAGAGGUUUGCUGAUCGGGGGGACAGACAAGCUGUUUCUAAACACCAGGGUGCUUAGAAACAAAAUGACUUCAAUAUAAACUUACAGCAUCAUUGAAAGAGCUGGAAAGUCAGGAUACCAAUGCCUGGCUCGCUGGCUGUUUGUUUUUGUUGCUUGGAUACAUUUGUUCCCUGUGGAAGGGCAAAGCUUAAUACGCUGUUUAACAGGGACAGUUAAUUUUUAAUUAUUAGUCUGCUUUUUUUUUUUUUUUUUUUUCCUAAGCCUCGCUGCUUUAGCAGCUGAACUGGGUCCACAGCCGGGUCUCAUCAGCCAACCUUCAGCCGGGAGCAAGCUUUGCAGGGCUUUGCUCUGUCCCUGCAAAACAGUCUCCAAGGAGCUAAACAAAACUGUCCCGUCCAGGGAAAGGGCUCCGGGUCCCUGAAGCAAGAGGCUGACAUGAGGACCGUAAGCUGCUGGCGCUGGGGAGAGGAGAGGAGAGGAGCCUGGCUGCAGGCCAGGCUGCCACGGGCUUCGCCUUUGUGGCAUCUGCAGGGAGAAGCACAGCAGUGAAAGGGGAAAAGGAUCAGCCCCUUCCAGCAAAUGUUUGGGCCAUUACUGUAAGCAUCUCUGAGAGCCCCAAGCACAGACGUUUACUUGGAAUUGAGGAAAAUUGGGAAUCUUGACAUUUUGAACAUUUUUUUUUUUAAAGCAAAGUGAAGAGAGAGAAAUCUGUCCUUACUGUUGUUUGAAAUACAUUAUAGUUACAUAAAAAAAACGCAAAUCUUUCAAGGCCAUAUCACUCCUCGCCCUGCCAAAUGAAAUAAAAAAUAAAAACCCAUUGUUUUACUUCUGCUUAUGUUUCCUGUGCCUUAUGGCUUGAACCAUGAAUCUCUUGGCUGAAAUCCAUUCCAGUAACGAUUUAAUUUGGGAGCCACGCUUCACCUUUCUAAAAAUAAGGAAAACUGAGAAGAGCAACUAAGCUGUGACGAAUAAAGAUAUAAGAUAAUAUUCUCCAGGAUCUCAAAUUAGAGAAACUACGUUGCUCAGAGAAUGCAUAAAAUCAAACAUUACAAGCCCGCCUCGAUGCAGCAAGCUCUUUCCUGGCAUUUUAGCCCUAUUCUACAGUCUGGACCUUUUCCAAGGAGAGAGCAACAAAUCAUCAGUCAUAUCUUUUUUUCCCCAGACGCUAAGAACCAGGCACACAUGCAAAAAUAAAGGAA
Cygnus atratus (black swan) is the source of this 9802-nucleotide messenger RNA. It is a transcript of the gene MGAT3, whose product is annotated as beta-1,4-mannosyl-glycoprotein 4-beta-N-acetylglucosaminyltransferase. Gene Ontology annotation, cellular component: membrane. Gene Ontology annotation, molecular function: beta-1,4-mannosylglycoprotein 4-beta-N-acetylglucosaminyltransferase activity. The transcript is spliced from 2 exons. The record is from RefSeq and is a predicted model, not a curated record. NCBI's taxonomy places the organism in Eukaryota, Metazoa, Chordata, Aves, Anseriformes, Anatidae. Gene Ontology annotation, biological process: protein N-linked glycosylation; N-acetylglucosamine metabolic process. Bases 1307 to 2842 code for a protein of 511 amino acids.